AUGAUUUCAGAUGGAUCAUACUGGAAGAAGACAUCUUAUGAAGAUCUGAAAGAGAGCCUCAACAUCAAACCCAACAAAAAAAUAGCUAAAAAUGUGAUCCUCUUCAUCGGCGACGGCAUGGGACCGAACACCGCCACGGCGGCCAGGAUCUACAAGGAAUCCGAACAUGGGUAUCUAUCCUGGGAGAGGUUCGACCAUGUUGGGGCGUUAAAGACUUACUCUAACGAUAAAAUGGUACCUGACUCCGGAUGUUCGGGGACCGCGUUGUUCGCUGGCGUCAAAACAAAUCUUGGAACCUUAGGUUUAAGUUCGGAUGUGAAGAGGUAUGACUGCGACGCAAGUGUUCUGGAAAAGAAUCGAGUGACCACGAUCGCGAAGCUAGCUCAAGAUGCUGGAAAAGCAACUGGUAUCGUGACUACGGCUCGUAUCACCCAUGCUACGCCAGCUGCGAUGUACGCCCACACAGCCAACAGGGAUUGGGAAUGCGAUACUAAGAUGCCAUACUACGCUCAGCAGUGUAAAGAUAUUGCACGUCAACUCGUAGAAGAUGAACCAGGAAAGAAUUUCAAUGUAGGUUAA
Molecule: messenger RNA, 579 nt
Organism: Nezara viridula (southern green stink bug)
Lineage: Eukaryota; Metazoa; Arthropoda; Insecta; Hemiptera; Pentatomidae
Source: the annotation of a GenBank genome assembly